Messenger RNA from Owenia fusiformis, 2920 nucleotides. The record is from the annotation of a GenBank genome assembly. NCBI's taxonomy places the organism in Eukaryota, Metazoa, Annelida, Polychaeta, Sabellida, Oweniidae.
AUUAAUUGCUCUAAACGUCUCUGCAAACAUUCUACCAUGUUAUAUAUUAACAUAAAAUACGCUCAGUUAUUGUAAAAAUGCCGAUUCCAUGCCAUUUGUUCUAUAUUUCAAUCGUAUCGAGGUAGAGUGCAUCAAACUAUUUUAUGUUAGAUCCAUCCGCAACCCGGAAGUGCAUGAUUCGGUUAUGAAAAUUGAAAAUCUUGGAAUUUUAUCCGUUUUCAAGCAAAAGGAAUGGCUUUUAUGAUAUGGACCCAUCUCCCAAUGAGCAGAAUGUCUUACUAGAGUCAAUGGCAAAGAGAGGAGGUGUUCAACAAACUACCAACUACCAGUCCCUGAAUGGGCGAACUUCCAACUGUUCUAGCACUAGUAGUGAUGAAGAUAUGAUUGACAUUGCAGCUGAGACACCUGGGGACUAUUCCCACUUGUCUGAUCAUUCUCAAGGGUCUACAAAUCUUAUGGACACACAAGAUGAUCUUCCCCCAGGUAUUGGUCAGUACGAUGAUUUCCACACAAUUGAUUGGCUUCGGGACAUUGCCAGGGAACGUAUGAGACAUCGUCAACUCGUGAAGAAGAGUAAAGAAGGUCUAUGGCAGAAAAUUAAAAGUGCCCAUGAUGCCUGGUCUGGCUGGCUUUGUGUGGUGUUAGUUGGAUGUGCUGCAGGUGUUAGUGCAGCCAUCAUAGAUGUAGGAGCGACAUGGAUGUCUGACAUUAAGAAUGGGAUUUGUCUUGGUAGAUUCUGGUUUAACAGAGAGCAGUGUUGCUGGGCUGCUAAUGAUACAUUUGUUACUAAGGAAGAUGAAGGAUGCAAACAGUGGUUUACUUGGCCAGAGCUAUUUGGUGACUUCAACGAGCCAAUGGGAGGCGAGUAUGUGAUCAGCUACGUCAUGUAUGUUGUCUGGUCCAUGGUGUUUGCAACCCUAGCAGUGAUGCUUGUGCGAGUGUUUGCACCAUAUGCUUGUGGCUCUGGGAUUCCUGAGAUCAAGACAAUACUGAGUGGGUUUAUCAUCAGGGGUUACCUUGGGAAGUGGACACUGUUGAUCAAGUCAGUCACUAUGAUGUUAGCUGUGUCAGCAGGACUGAGUCUUGGCAAAGAAGGACCUCUUGUCCAUGUGGCUGCAUGCUGUGGAAAUAUAUUCUCUUAUAUGUUUCCGAAAUAUGGACGCAAUGAAGCGAAGAAAAGAGAGAUCCUAUCAGCCGCAGCAGCUGCUGGAGUCAGUGUGGCUUUUGGGGCACCAAUAGGUGGCGUGUUGUUCAGCUUAGAAGAGGUCAGCUACUAUUUUCCAUUAAAAACGCUGUGGCGGUCUUUCUUCUGUGCGCUGGCAGCAGCAUUUAUCCUUCGCUCCAUCAAUCCAUUCGGCAACGAUCAUCUGGUGAUGUUCUACGUCCAGUACACCAACCCUUGGUACCUCAUUGAACUCAUUCCUUUCACCCUGCUAGGCAUAUUAGGGGGUGUGUUUGGUGCUCUAUUUAUAAAGUUUAAUAUUAAAUGGUGUAAGAUCAGAAAAAGCACAAUUCUAGGAAAAUACCCCAUAAUUGAGGUAUUAGGGGUAACUCUAGUCACAGCUCUGAUUGCAUAUCCUAACCCAUAUACAAGGAUGAACACUAGUGAGCUGAUCAGAUUGUUGGUAAGACAAUGUGGACAUGAGGAUGAGAAUGAUUUAUGUGAUUAUCAAAGGAAUGUGACAAACAUAAAUGUUGAUCUGGAGAGUGUAUUUGCUGGGCCAGGAAUUAGGACGGCACUUUGGCAGCUCACACUUGCCCUUAUAUUUAAAAUGGUCAUUACAGUCUUCACAUUUGGAAUAAAGGUGCCAGCAGGGCUGUUUAUCCCCAGUAUGGCAGUUGGUGCCAUAGCAGGUAGAAUGAUAGGAAUAGGAGUUGAACAGCUUGUUGUCACACAUAGGCUGGCACCAGUAUUCAAGGACAUGUGUAAAACUGGGCAAACCUGUGUUACCCCUGGACUGUAUGCUAUGGUUGGGGCUGCAGCUGCAUUAGGUGGCGUCACUAGGAUGACAGUGUCACUUGUGGUGAUAAUGUUUGAGCUGACUGGUGGCCUCCAAUAUAUAGUCCCACUCAUGGUGGCAGCCAUGGCCAGCAAGUGGAUUGGAGAUGCUAUGGGGAAGAGGGGCAUCUAUGAUGCCCAUAUAGAUCUGAAUGGGUACCCAUUCCUUGACAGCAAGGAUGAAUUCACUCACACUUCAAUAGCUGCAGAUGUCAUGAGACCAAGGCGGAAUGACCCUCCAUUAUGUGUGUUGACACAGGAUAGUAUGGUAGUUGAAGAUGUAGAGGCUAUCCUUCGUGAUACAGAAUACAAUUCUUUCCCAGUAGUUGUUUCAAAAGAGUCGCAGUAUUUAGUGGGAUUGGUCCUCAGAAAAGAUUUAUCACUAGCACUUGCAAGUGCUCGUCAAACUCCAGAUGGCGUAGUUAGCAACAGUGUGUUAUACUUUACAAACAGUGUCCCCGUAACAACCGUUGUAGGAGGCCCUUCACCCCUUAAACUCAGGAAAAUACUAGAUUUGGCACCUAUCACUAUAACUGAUCAGACUCCUGUAGAAACUGUUGUAGAAAUGUUUAGAAAGUUAGGUCUCCGUCAAACACUUGUUACUCACAAUGGGAGACUCCUUGGCAUAAUCACGAAAAAAGAUAUUCUUUUACAUUGGAAUGAGCUGGACAGUCAAGACUCUGAGAAUGUAUUUUUUAAGUAAUGAUAAUUACUAUGCUUAAAAGGAGCCUAUAUUUAAUAUUGCUAGUAAAGAUUAUUUAUAUGAGGGAUUUCUUAAACAGUAUACCCUCCAAUUAGGUUGUAUGUUUAUAUGUAUUUUGUUAUAGUAUGUACAGAGAUAUAAUAGGAAUUCUAAUAUGAUAUAUGACGUUACAAUAACUAGAACAAUUGAUUUACUGGUCUAUAUUGAAGUAUGUAUGA